Messenger RNA from Fraxinus pennsylvanica, 1905 nucleotides. The record is from the annotation of a GenBank genome assembly. NCBI's taxonomy places the organism in Eukaryota, Viridiplantae, Streptophyta, Magnoliopsida, Lamiales, Oleaceae.
AUGAUUACGAAGGGAGGAUGGUGGUGGGACAAGGUGAGGAGGGUGGUGAGGACAGUGUAUUUCGUGGUGGCGCUGGUGGCGUCGUUGGUGGUGAUGUCUUUGCCUGUCAUGGUGGCUAUAAGCGACGUGGUGGUGAUGUGUUUAUUGAUUUUGAGCUUCACUUGCUUUAAUUGCUACAGUUUUCGAGAGCAUUUGCAGAGAUACGGUUUCAAGAGUUCGUUGACGGAUAUUCCUCUCGUCUCCACUAUCAGAUCUCUCAUAAUCACCUAUUUGUAUGCAAUGUGCGAUAGUCCAAUGCUCUCACAUGGGUCAUAUUUAGGAAUUGUAACAUUCUGUUCCAUCAAUUCCAUAAUUUUUCUGUCCAUAAAGGCUUGUCUUUUCACCGUCAAUUUUGAGGAUGAAGCUUCAACCUCUCUUUCAAAGCAGAGGCUCCAUUUGAAGAAGUCUUGGGGGAUGCCUGUCUUGUUUCUCUCUUCUGUAGUUUUUGCUCUUGGGCAUAUUGUUGUAGCUUAUCGAACAAGCUGCACAGCAAAGAGGAAGCUCCUGUUUCGUGGCGUUGACCCAGAAGCUGUUCAUUCUUGCAAAAUUGCGUUCUCUGGUUGUCAGAAGGUUCCACGGUCUCCCACUCCAUCUGCUGGGAAGACUUUCAGAAGUGACUCUGAGAUGAGGAGAAAAGCACCAGGAUUGUCUCGUUAUGAAGGGGAACUUCCAGUUCGAUUACUUGCUGAUAUAGAUAGCUUAUUCAUCACUUGCCAAGGACUAACUAUCCACUACAAGUUAUGCAUGCCUGGUCCGGCUCACCAUUCCCUAUCAUCUGUUACUUUUCCUGACCACCCAUUGAUAAGUGUUCCAUCAAAAACACAUUAUCAUCUUUACAGGAGCAACAGCGAUGAAUCCCUUAGCAACUCCUCUCUCUAUGCUCCUCUACUAGAUGGUUCUUCAGUGUCCCCGGUGUCUGAAGGUGUGCCUAUGUUGAGGCUUGAUGAAACUGGCAAAAAUGAACACAGAAAGUUGGAGUCUUUAACUUUAGAAACAGAUCUGGAAGCAAAUGAACAGUUUGGAAUUGUGUUAGUGCAUGGGUUUGGAGGGGGAGUUUUCUCGUGGAGAAACGUGAUGGGUGUUCUGGCUCAGCAGGUUGGUUGUGUGGUUGCUGCUUUCGACAGGCCUGGUUGGGGUUUGACAUCAAGGCCAUGCAGGAAGAAUUGGGAGGAUAAUCAAGUGCCUAAUCCUUACGAACUUGAUAAUCAGGUUGACCUGCUUCUUUCUUUUUGCUCAUCAAUGGGGUUUUCGUCAGUUGUACUUGUUGGCCAUGAUGAUGGAGGAUUGCUUGCACUGAAGGCUGCACAGGAAAUCCAGUCAUCUGCAAAUACCAAGAAUAUUAAAAUAAGGGGAGUUGUAUUGCUUAGUGUUAGCUUGUCAAGAGAACUGGUUCCUGCCUUCGCAAGAAUACUAUUACGCACUUCACUUGGAAAGAAGAACUUGGUCCGACCUCUACUUCGGACAGAAAUCACUCAAAUGGUGAAUCGAUGUGCAUGGUUUGAUGCUACUAAGCUAACAACUGAAGUCUUAAACCUCUACAAGGCCCCAUUAAAUGUAGAAGGUUGGGAUGAAGCACUUCAUGAAAUAGGGAAACUGUCAUACGAGACCGUCCUCAUGCCGGAAAAUGCAGAAUUGUUGCUGAAAGCGGUUGAAAAGUUGCCAGUUUUGGUUAUUGCAGGGGCUGAAGAUGUCGUUGUCCCUCUAAAAUCUGUUCAAUCUAUGGCUUCCAAACUAGUAAAUUCAAGACUGGUUGCAAUAACUGGUUGUGGCCAUCUUCCACACGAGGAAUGUCCCAAGGCACUGCUUGCAGCAAUAUCUCCUUUCAUUAGCAAGCUUUUUUCGAAACCAGAAAUUCAUAAUCAGUAG